Molecule: messenger RNA, 760 nt
Organism: Hermetia illucens (black soldier fly)
Lineage: Eukaryota; Metazoa; Arthropoda; Insecta; Diptera; Stratiomyidae
Product: putative inorganic phosphate cotransporter
Exons: 2
Coding region: 173-760 (195 amino acids)
Biological process (GO): monoatomic anion transport
Cellular component (GO): plasma membrane
Molecular function (GO): transmembrane transporter activity
Source: RefSeq, a predicted model, not a curated record
AGAGAGAAAUUUAAUUGAAAAAUCGCAACGAGUUGUGGAGGAUGGGGAGAAGUAGUCUUUGUCAACACCUUGGUUGAAGAUAUUCACUUCGCCUGCCUUCCUCUCACUUACAUUGGUCCACUGUACCCAUAAUUAGGGUUUCUGGACAUUGCUAACUGAAAUCCCAACGUACAUGAGCAGCGUCCUCGGCAUGGAUAUAAAGUCCAACGCUCUUUAUUCUUCGCUACCUUAUUUGGCCAUGUGGAUAAUGUGCUAUGUUUUCGCCAUCCUUGCUAACAUCAUGAAUAAGUGGGAAAGCAUCUCGCUCAACUUCAGCCGGAAAUUCUUCAACUCUGUUGGCCACUGGAUUCCCAUGGUGGCGCUUAUUGAGCUGGGUUACAUGACGAAAGAAAGUACCGGUCUUGCGAUAGCUCUCCUUACCUUAGCAGUUGGUAUGAAUGCCGCAGUUUACUUAGGGUUCCAGGAGAACCACAUCGAUUUGGCCCCCAACCAUGCUGGAACAUUGAUGGGAAUUACGAACUGUGCAGCAAACAUAAUGAGCCUCAUUGCUCCUCUUACUGUAAAUGCAAUUGUCAAGGACGAGAAAGAUCCAGUGGAAUGGAGGACUGUGUUCGUUGUUUCGUCAGGUUUCUAUCUAGUUGGAAACCUUCUGUUUAUUAUCUUCGGCAAGACGCAGGUCCGAAAAUGGAACGAUUAUGGUAUCGAAUCCAGUACUGAGAUGCAAGGGAAACCCGAGGGCAAGAAUCCAGCCGAACCUUAG